Solanum pennellii is the source of this 2216-nucleotide messenger RNA. RefSeq names its product F-box/LRR-repeat protein At4g14103. The transcript is spliced from 5 exons. Gene Ontology annotation, molecular function: protein binding. Bases 163 to 1587 code for a protein of 474 amino acids. The record is from RefSeq and is a predicted model, not a curated record. Lineage: Eukaryota; Viridiplantae; Streptophyta; Magnoliopsida; Solanales; Solanaceae.
UUACACACACAACUCACAAGUGACACAGAGUCGGGAUGGUCGUGUUCAGUACUUCUCCGAUGAUCAAAUUUCGCCGGUAACGGAGGUCACAGGUCGCCGUGGUUCCAUAUUUACUGUCUACUUUUGCAACCAAAAGCUUCGGUCUCCGAGUUCUUUCCUCAAAUGGCCACUGUCGUUUCUAGAAGUAGGUGGCACACAAUUAACAGCUUCAAACGGCAUACUGCUUUGGAAGUGCAUAACCCUGAAGGCGGAGAAGAUGAGAUCAGUAAUUUACCUGAUUCCAUUCUUCUUCACAUUCUUUCAUAUCUUCCUACCAGAGAUGUUGUGGGCACAUGUAUACUUUCAACAAGGUGGAAGAAUCUUUGGACUUGUGUUGAAAACAUUGACUUUGAUGACUCAUUUCUCUACUCAAGUAGGGUUUUUGGUUAUCCGAUGAAGGUCACUAGUUUCAUGCACCUUGUUCACAGAUUUCUUCAACUUCGAGAAAAAUCAGUUAUAAAAAAGUUUCGCCUUUCCUGCCGUGUUUGCUUCAGUGCCUCUCAUGUAUGUUCAUGGCUUUCAACUGUUAUUAGGCAUAAUGUUGAAGAUCUUGAUCUCUGUCUUUUUGUAGAAGAACCUUUUAUGUUGCCUCAAUGUGUUUCCAGUUGCAAGACACUUACUUCUCUAAAACUUGAAAUGAAUUGUGUUCUGGAACUACCUACUAGUACUUAUUUUCCUUUCCUCAAAAUCUUGCACCUAUGUCUUGUCACAUUUCGAGAUGAUAGCUCAACCCAGAGGCUGUUAUCUAGCUGCCCUAUGCUUCAGGAGUUGGCUAUAUUAGAUUGUGAAUGGAUGAACUUGAAGCAAGUUGCAAUUUCAAUCUCUUCAUUAAAGAGUUUGAUAAUCGAUGAUUUGCCUUUCUUUGGCUCCACUGAUGAUCUAAAUGGCUGCAAAAUCAAGAUUGAUGCAGAAAAUCUUACUUUCUUUAAGUAUAGUGGUUAUCUCUCAAAUGAGAUAUGUUUGUAUAAUAUAUCUCCCUCAGCCAAUGCAUCAAUUCACAUCCCGAUUCUGUAUGAGAAGAGAAAUCAAAUUGCUUUUCGUGCUGUUGAGCUCUUUAGAGGGCUACACAAGAUUAGUGCUGCGAGAAUAUCUAGCAGGGCUAUUGAGUCUCUCUUCAUCGCAGAUAUAGAGAAAGAUCGACUUCCAGUAUUUUAUAGCUUGACACAUUUGGAGUUGAGUAUGGAACUUGAAAAUCAUUCCAUUGGACCAUUGAAGGAACUGCUCCAAUGUCUGCCAAAGUUGCAAUCACUUCAUUUUUCUGAGGGACUUGACCCCUGCAUACACCUUUGUGAAGAUGACUGGAGCUCGAGAUCUGUACCACCCUGUUUCUUGUCUAGUCUCAAGACGGUGAAAUACAGCAAUUUUCAUGGUAAUGAUACAGAGAUUUCUUUUUUAAGAAAUUUGCUGGAAAUUGCAUUAGUUUUGGAGAAGCUGAACAUAGUUUGUUCAAAGAGACCUUUUGGGGAUCUAAAGAAGCAAAAGGAAGUUGAAGAUCAACUGCGGAGUCGGCAUGGAGGAUCAGUGUCUUGUGCUAUCAAGUUUAUGUAAAACCUAAAAGAGCUUUUACAUUCUCCAACAAGCAGAUAUUUUGCAAGCAUUAGCUAUGGAUCCCGGCGCUACAAUUUUUGGUUCCUUUUACAAUUGCGACACCAUGCUUCAGUACACUUCUUGUACUUCAUGGAUCUGUUAAUUUUGGUAAUGACUUCUCCAGAUUCAUGUAGAUCAGUUGGAACUUCUUUUUGCAUUUAGGUCACAAGUCUUUCUGAAGUAGUGGAAUCUGACUGUAGUGAAACAGGUAAACAGCUAAACUUAGCAAAUGGACCCUUUGCCCCUUUUUGUCAGUUAUUUUGUGGGGGGUAGGCAUAGAUGCUUGGUACAUGAUUUUGUGAUUGUUUUUAAUUCAAAAGGAAUCAAGCAGUGUAAAUCUACUAUAUGUGAUGGCUGACUCAGUCAUAUGAAACAACAAGGAUAGGUAAAAAAUAUUUUAUAACAAAGUUUGGGUUUUUUUGGGAAAGAAAGUUACAUAUGCAUUGAUCAAGUUCCAAUGUCUGUUAUUUCGUGUGUUACACAAUGCUUAUUUCUGUAAAGUAAAGAGACUGUUUCCGAUAGAUUAGAAGCAUAGAGAAAUGGAAAAAGAAUAAUUGCUCUAAAAAGCAUUUCUUUUCCAUCUUCACUUG